Molecule: messenger RNA, 1986 nt
Organism: Volvox carteri f. nagariensis
Lineage: Eukaryota; Viridiplantae; Chlorophyta; Chlorophyceae; Chlamydomonadales; Volvocaceae
Exons: 7
Coding region: 176-1297 (373 amino acids)
Biological process (GO): magnesium ion transport
Cellular component (GO): membrane
Molecular function (GO): magnesium ion transmembrane transporter activity
Source: RefSeq, a predicted model, not a curated record
CUACAUCCAUCUUACUUCUACAGCCUGCCAAGGAAACGAGAUAGCGGACGUCACUCCUCGCACUGUUGCAUCCGACUGGGAGCCCAGCAGAACUGCAUAUUGCCUAUCGCUUUUCAUCCCGUUAUACAUUUAACGUUUAUGUCUUGGGGCCCCUUCUGGGGCCAGUUGAAUUGCAAUGAGCCAACAGGAACAGUUUAUAGGUCUUUGCCUAGCCCUUAGCUCAUCAAUUUUCAUCGGCGCUAGCUUUAUUGUGAAAAAGAGAGGGCUCCGGAUUGCAGCAGCGCAAGGGCUGAGAGCGGGGGCCGGUGGAUUUUCUUACCUGAAAGAGCCAGUCUGGUGGGCCGGGAUGAUGUCUAUGGUGGUGGGCGAGGCGGCAAAUUUCGCGGCUUAUGCUUUUGCGCCUGCGAUCUUGGUGACGCCGCUAGGGGCGCUCAGUAUAAUCGUCAGUGCCGUGCUUGCACACAUCGUGCUGCAAGAGAAGCUUAACAUGUUCGGCAGCCUCGGGUGCCUUCUGUGCAUCACGGGAAGCCUUACAAUUGUGCUCCAUGCUCCACCGGAGCGCCAGCUUAACUCCGUGAUAGAGGUUUUCCAGCUAGCCAUGCAGCCCGCGUUCCUUGGAUAUGCCGUGUUCUCCGUGUGCGUCAUUAUUUUUUUAAUCCUCUUCGUGGCGCCCCAGCAUGGAACCAGCAACAUAUUCGUGUACCUGGGUAUUUGCUCAUUGGCAGGCUCGCUGUCUGUGAUGAGCUGCAAGGCUUUGGGAAUCGCACUCAAGCUGACAUUCCAGGGUGACAACCAGCUCCUAUUUGGGGAAACGUACGUCUGCAUUCUGGUGGUGGUAGCGUGCGUCAUGACCCAGAUGAACUACCUCAAUAAAGCAUUGGACCUGUUCAACACUGCUAUCGUAUCUCCCGUGUACUACGUUAUGUUUACGUUGUUAACCAUUUUAGCAUCCAUCAUCAUGUUCCGGGACGUCCAAAGCGUAGAGCAAGUUCUGACCGAGGGCUGCGGCUUCGUGACCAUCGUGGCCGGCACCUUCCUGCUCCACGCCACGAAGGAUCUAGACGUGACGAUCGUAGACUUGGGCCGGCUAUUAAAAGACAAGGACACCACAAUCGGCAUCUUGUCACCGGGAGCCCCGCACUCGCAGCGGCGCGCACUUCUAGAUCUAGACGAGGGAACACCCAUGCUUCUUCACUCAGUCGACGUCGAGGGCUCGUCAGCCACCGAUGCGAUUUUGGGGAGCGGUCCCAGCACCAACGGCCGCAAGCUGAUGGCUGGCCAUUUACCCAAGAGAUGACGACGUCUUGACCGUCCUCAGCAUGCGACCCAGAUCGGCUGGGAUAUGGGUCCGGCUAGAGAGGCGUUUUGCAGGGCACAGCGUCGAUGGGGCUCGGCAUCGGUGGAAAUCCCCAUUUUUGGCAAACGCCCCCCCCUCAUGCAUGAUUGGGGAUCAUGAAGUACGCCGUGAUUCCGAAAGGCUGGCUAUUUUAAGUAGUGCAAGCGCAGCGUGGUCUUGCUGUAGCAGCGUAAACGAACGAAGUCAUGGCACAAGGUCCCUCGUCUUCAUUUUUACUGACGGCAUAGACUCGACGGUGGUUGGCCACAUGCGCCAGCACCCGGGUAGAAAAUACGUAGCGCCACAAAUUUGUGCUUGGAGCUGCACUGAUUGAUGGGCGUGGGACUAGUUUCCCAAGUCUCCCAUCAUGCUGAGGCUGCGGGGUCUUGGAUGACUAUUAACACAAAGUCGUCCUCUGAAAUGAUUGAGAAUGGGGUGCAGCGGUGGUGGAAACGGGCCGUCAAGGUUUAGGUGCAGCAGCAGGGAGGUUUGUUAGUCUGGGGGCGACUAGUACGAUGCAUGGGUUGUAGUACCCUUUUUAGAUUCGUUCUUUGAGCCUCCAUUGGCUAUGUACUUAUCUAACUAUGGCUAAGAUAAACAGGUAUUGCUUACUUGCAGCCACCAUGAUUUCGUGUUUAUGAGACCGGACU